UAUUUGAGAAUAUUUUAUUUGUUGAAUAUAUUACAGCAAACAUAAUGACUGACAAAGCAUGGGAGAAGAAAUACCUCAAGGAUAGCUCAUUCUCAAUUCCACGAGAAAAAGUCCAAGAGAUGAUGAAAUACCAAUCUGACAAUUUUUUCAUGAUUCAGAACGAACUAGAUAUUCCUCCACCAAAUUACGAGAAUUAUAAUGAUUUCGGGUGGACUUUACUGGCACAAGCUAUUAUCAACAAUGAAGGCGACCUUAAUAAAUAUGUUGGAUAUGCUAAAUAAAUUCAAAAAUAAACUUCGUGAAUGGAAAGACCUCCCAUUCGUACUUAAGAAAGAAAUUGCAGUCGACCAAAGGAGGAAAAGCACUUAUACCAAGGUAUUCACUUCUGUGGAACCUCAUUUGAAAAACCUUGAUAAUCACAGAGGAAAGAGAAUCUUUGGCGUUGCCAUGCCUUCCAAUCGUACUACAAGGAAAAAUACUGAUAAAGGACUCAAUAUGACAACUAAGCUCUUAUCAGUCGUACCUCAGCCCACCUGCCCCAUCCUUCGCCCCAGAGAAGAAGAAAGUAGCUUCAUCGAAGAAUCUGAGAUAGCUGAUCAUAGUGAAAUAAAAAGAAGUUCUAUUAGGUUCAGCAUACAAGAAAUAUCAAAGAAGCCAGAAAUGAGAAAGAGAUACAGAAGAAACCUGAGAAACAAGAUUAUAUCCAAAUAAAUGGAGAAAUUUCUCAAACCGAAAGCACGACCCACUUAACUGCUCGAGACAAUGUGAUGAGAAAACUAAAGCUGAAAAUAAGAUUUCCCAAACCUGAUUUAAGAACAUGUACAAAGGGUCUCCCAGCCAUGUCUCCAGGCGGUCAGACAUAGCAGAGAGGAUAGAUAAGGUUGAAAACUCUCCUUUGAAGAAGAUCCUUCAACAAAGAAUCAAUUCAACUAGGGCUAGUUUGAAGACCAAAGACAAUUCUAAAGAGAGGCUGCAGAAGUAUAAAGAAAGAAGCAUGGAUACUAAACUCAGAAGAGAGCAAGACUCUGUUGAUGCUCUAAAAGACAAAGUACAGGAGCAUAAAAGACACCAGAAGUCAGUGUUCAUUGAAAACCUGCAAGAAAUCUCUUCCGACCCUAUAACCAUAUCAGAACUACAAAAUAAUCAAAGUAAUCAAAGUUCGUACAAAUCCUCUCACCCAAGAGUGAGCCCUUAUUUUGCCAAAAUGGGACUUUUCUCGCAGAAAAGCCCCAAGAAGUCAAAGCCAUUACUGCUGCUCACCAAAGGGUAUUCAACGAAAGUACCUGAUAGCCUUGUGAUGACUUCACGAAGGAAGAUGAAUUAAGAAUAUACAGAUUUCAAGCAGCA
Molecule: messenger RNA, 1347 nt
Organism: Moneuplotes crassus
Lineage: Eukaryota; Ciliophora; Spirotrichea; Euplotida; Euplotidae
Source: the annotation of a GenBank genome assembly